AUGAGGUUUAGGGUAAGCGACACAUAUCAAGUUAAUCAUGGCUGAUUUACCUACAAACAUAUUGUCACUGCCCUCUGGUGCCAUACGAAAAUGCUUCACUCCACUAGAAAACAACCCAGAAAUCAUGUCGGGCUUGAGUUGGCGCCUAGGCCUCUCUCGAACAGUUAAAUUCAUCGACAUUUAUAGUAUUGAUGAAUCUGAAAUAAUCGCAAUGAUACCAAGACCCUGCUACGGUUUAUUGCUUGUCUUUCCAGUUAAUAAAGCCUCCGAAACUUUUCGUACCCAAGAAGAUAAGACUUUGGAUGCUUAUGAUGGAUUUGGCGAGGAGGAGGUAAUAUGGUUCCAGCAAACCAUAGGGACUGGCUGUGGUAUUAUCGCACUCUUGCACUGUUUGCUCAAUGGCAAAGCUCGCUCCUUUGUUGGAGUUGAGUCGGAUCUUGGGAAACUAUACCAGGAGAUCUUACCCAUGCAACCUCUGCAACGUGCAAAUGCGCUGUGCAGUAGCCACGCUCUCGAAAUAGCCAAUGAACUCGCCGCGCGCGAAGGACAAAGCGAGGUUGUUGCCGCAAAUACACCGAUGGACUUGCAUUUUGUUUGUUUCACAAAAUCAGGGACUGGCAAUCUCUGGGAGCUUGAUGGUCGAAGAAAAGGCCCACUUAUUAGAGGACGAUUGAGAGCAGAUGAAGAUGUUCUUGAUGAAACAGCCCUUAAUAUGGGGAUACGGUCGUUUCUCAAGAGAGAGGCGGAGAGUGGCUGCCAAGAUUUGAGGUUCAGUCUUAUUGGAUUGGUGCCAGCCUCCUAGAUUAAAGGCUCAAGUAGAGAGCUUUGAAGGUAAUUGCAAG
Aspergillus saccharolyticus JOP 1030-1 is the source of this 842-nucleotide messenger RNA. RefSeq names its product ubiquitin carboxyl-terminal hydrolase. Lineage: Eukaryota; Fungi; Ascomycota; Eurotiomycetes; Eurotiales; Aspergillaceae. Gene Ontology annotation, biological process: ubiquitin-dependent protein catabolic process; protein deubiquitination. Gene Ontology annotation, cellular component: cytoplasm. The record is from RefSeq and is a predicted model, not a curated record. Gene Ontology annotation, molecular function: cysteine-type deubiquitinase activity. The coding region runs from base 38 to 802 and encodes 254 amino acids. The transcript has 2 exons.